UGUUUCUUGAUCUGGGGCUCGGAUGAGGGAGGGAGGGCGAGGGAGGGGUACUGGGCUGGUUGCAUCGUGACCUGCAUGCUGAGACGCUGAGACACUGCUGGACUUGAUAAUAAUUUACUUCUAAUCCCUCGUCCGGGACGCUGCCUUACCACAGUGAGCAUUCGGCUGCCGAACAGGUAAUCCGAUACCGAACCCAGGUUUCCAGGAAGCAUCGCACCGCACCUGCAAAAAUACUUCGUACUGUACGACAAGCAACUCCAAGAGCCUGGCUCACACAAGCAGAUACCCAUCACUAAAGCAGUGCAACAACACACCACACCACACCACAGUCUCGGUACCAAAGGCGCCAGAGGCCUUUCCACCUAGGUAAAAUUAUACCUCAAGGUAAAACUAGUCGUCGAGCAACGUAGGAUGUCACAAGAUCUGGUGUCCGAAAAUCAACGUAAUGGCCUUCCCUGGAGGGACUCCAGCUUGCCUGUGGCUGUGUAGGUAACCACACCUUGGACAGUCAGCUGCUGCCCAGUAGUCCCUCAUUAUCGAAUUUACCUUACCUGCCUCAAGAGUCAAGAGGCCAACAAUGAAAAAAAAAAAAGUGAUGGUGCGGCAGCAGGGUGCGCGUGGCUUGGUCAGAAGGAUGCCCGUCUCCACGAUGACGUCUGGCAGGUCUCGCAAGAAUACAGUACAGUACUGUAGGAAAGCUAAUCUACAUCGUGCCAAGUCCGGGAGAGCCGGAACCUUUUUCUCUUUGAUUUGGUGCCAUUGGUGGGAGAGACGCGUUUUAUGGGACAGGGACGACUUGGGCCCGCCUAGGUACGAGAACGUGGAGAAUAGCUGGGUUGGUCCUGAAAAAAAGGCGCGGAUGGAAAGUACCUUAUUACGAAGUUAUGUCCUGGAAAUGUGCCGGCACUUCUGAACACUGGCCCUGGCCCUGCUCUAGGAUAAUUCUAUGCUAGGCAAUGCAAUGCAAUGCAAUGCAAUUCAAUUCAAUGCUGGCAUGACAGUCCUAAAUACUUGUCUGCAUGCAAUAUGCCAGCUCGUCGGACAAGAGAAGAACUCGGCGACGAGCGUAGAAAUCUCAAUCUCUCUCUCUCUCUCUCUCUCUCCACUUUGAUGGCAGAGCAGACUCUCCAACAGCGCAUCUUCUGUACUACAGGUACAGUAUGUGUCCCUCAUUCGGACUGACGCGGCCUGACUGGAAACGAAGCCCGCGAAUAUAAGUACCUAGGUACCUAGUACGUACUGUACUACUGUACCUUACAGUACAGUAGCGACACUCCAUGGUGUGUGUGACGUUUACCUACUGCUUGGCUGUAACGAUAUAGCAAUAGUGCUAUUUCAGCAAGAGCACUCUGCCCAGUGCGUCCCUAAGGUAGGUAAAGAAGUAGAGUACCUUAGUACCGGAACUCUUGUACUAUUCACGUAAACUAAAGUGGCAUCGAACUGCAACCCGGCCGGCAUCGGUAGAAGAGGGGUCGGAGGGGUCGAAGAUGCAACUUGGAACGCCUGCUUGCCAACAAAGGUAGAGGAGAGGUAAGCAGAGUUCUAGGAAAACUCUACGAUCCCAGGGAGAGGGGAGACGCAAUACCUUCCCACCGAGCGGACCACUUGCAGAUUCUUCCCAUCGAAGGAGAGAACCGCAAAUGAGGCAAUUGCACGGUGAGGCUUUUUUUUCUAUCUUAUCGCGCUCGCUGCGGACCUAGCCUGCCUCGGGACUGGAAAAUGCACUUCGAGCUGGGGCGCAUUCUGUAGCUCCUUAUACCAUCAGAUAUCUAUCGACAUACUUCGAGCAGCAAAAUAAUUGCAUACCUUAAAAGAGAAAGUAGCAUUUACAGCAGCCAUGAGCGACAUCUACAGGAAGGUUGGACGAGGAGGAGCUGGUAACUACUACAGCAAGAAGGAUAUUGCAGAUGCUACAAAGAACAGCAGCGACCUCGAAUCGCAAACCUCCUCGCACACCAAGGGGCCCAAUACCACCUCUCACGGCCACGCCCCCGAAUACCAACACACAGGCCGCGGCGGCGCAGGAAACUGGGUCCAACCAGCCGAACUUCAAUCCCACGGCCUAGCCCAACAGUCAGAAGACAUACACUCCACCGAAACCACGCGGCCAGCCGAAGCGCCAGUACAGCGCGUAAUGGGCUCGUCGAAGCCGACGUAUCGUGGGGGGAGGGGCGGGGCGGGCAACUACUUCGAUGAUGGGGAGGAGGCAAGGAGACUUGAGGAAGAGAAGGUCGAGGAAGAGAGGAGGAAGAGGGAGGUUCAAGGUAAGGUGGAGGAAGAUGUGGAGAGGGGGUUGAAAAAGCCAGAGAGGGCUUAUAGUGGGAAUUGA
Molecule: messenger RNA, 2329 nt
Organism: Cadophora gregata
Lineage: Eukaryota; Fungi; Ascomycota; Leotiomycetes; Helotiales; Ploettnerulaceae
Exons: 3
Coding region: 1838-2329 (163 amino acids)
Source: RefSeq, a predicted model, not a curated record